Messenger RNA from Pelmatolapia mariae (spotted tilapia), 582 nucleotides. Its product is annotated as cytochrome c oxidase assembly protein COX14 homolog. The transcript is spliced from 3 exons. The record is from RefSeq and is a predicted model, not a curated record. NCBI's taxonomy places the organism in Eukaryota, Metazoa, Chordata, Actinopteri, Cichliformes, Cichlidae. The coding region runs from base 138 to 314 and encodes 58 amino acids.
CGAAAGCAAGUCCGCUAAAGUAGCAUAGCAGCUGUGCUGACAUUGAGAGUGAUAACGGUGGAUAGCCCAGUCUCAUAAUUCCAGCUCGUCCAGUCCAACGGUGGGAAGUAUCAAGUACUUCACAAUAGAUCCCCAGCAUGGUGACAGGAAAGCGGCUCGCAGACAUCGGCUAUCGGGCAUUUUCUGCCUCGAUGAUGCUGCUGACGGUGUACGGGGGCUACCUGUGUGCAAUGCGAGGGUACCGCUACAUGGAGAGGCAGAAGCAGCUGAAGCUGGCAGCAGAGAACCAGGAUCCUGAAGUCAUCAAAGACUGACAAAAGCUCUUUUUGCACACAUGUGGACAUUUCUCAUUCCUCCUCGUCUUUGUCCAGCAGUGAAUCGUGAUGUUUAUUCUUCAGAGGACACUUGUGUGAUUCCAGCAAGGGCACGGCCCCCCUUAUAAAGACGAGGAUUUGUUUAUAAAGCUCCCAGAAAAUUAACCACGAGCAUAUUUGCAUCACUGGCUUCUGUCAAAUUCAUUCUGAGCUGCACUAUUUCAGGAAUAAGAUGUAAUUGUUUGUAUUAUAUGACAUUAAAUGCAUU